AAAUACAAAGAGGACCGACGAGAUGGCGCGCUCGUCGCUAUCUCUGGUAGUGACGUGGCAGGGGCGCACAUACCCGCUGCGGAUUUCGCAGUACGCAACCGUAGUCUCCGUGAAGGUUCUGCUGGAGGAGCUGACCGAGGUAGAGGUGGAGAGCCAGAAACUGCUAGGCCUGGUGAAGGGCCGGCUGCCAGCAGACUCAUCGACAUUGUCGGAGCUGUCGGUGGCGGACGGCACGCGCGUGCGCUUAAUGGGGACGCGGGCAGCAGACAAGCUGCGGGCACGGCGGGCCGAGGAGGUGGUCGUGGAGGAGGACUAUGUGCCGGACCGCUCGAGCCGUGUGGUGUCGACGGACCAUGGCGAGAAGCUGACGAAUCUGGUUUUGACGGCCGAGGUGCGGGUGAUGAAUGCGCCGCGGGCGGGCCGGCGGCUGGUGGUGCUGGAUCUGGACUACACGCUGUUUGACUGCAAGAACGUGUCGGGGGAUAUCGCGGACAUGGCGAGGCCCGGGCUGCACGAGUUUCUGGCGGCUAUCUACCCGUUCUACGAUAUUGUGAUAUGGAGCCAGACCAAGUGGUUUGUGGUGGAGAGCAAAAUCACAUUGCUGGGGAUGCUGGCAAACCCAUUGUAUCGGGUCACGGCGGCUCUGGAUAUUUCGACGAUGUUCUCGGUGACGGCAGUGCGGAAUGGGCGGACGGUGGUGCACCAGGUGAAGCCGCUGGAGUUCAUUUGGCGGCGGCUGCCGAUGUACCAUGCCGGGAAUACGGUGCACGUGGAUGACGUGAGCAGGAACUUUGCGCUGAAUCCGCAGAAUGGGCUCAAGAUCCAUGCAUUUAAGCGCGCAGACCGCCGGCCACGGCGCGAUCGCGAGCUGUUUGCAUUGGCCGAGUAUUUGGUGCGCAUUGCGCAGCUGGAUAGCUUUGAGGAACUCGAUCACUCAAAGUGGAAGACAUAUAGGGGCUAG
Molecule: messenger RNA, 961 nt
Organism: Linderina pennispora
Lineage: Eukaryota; Fungi; Kickxellomycota; Kickxellomycetes; Kickxellales; Kickxellaceae
Product: HAD-superfamily subfamily IIID h
Exons: 1
Coding region: 23-961 (312 amino acids)
Cellular component (GO): nucleus
Molecular function (GO): protein binding; phosphoprotein phosphatase activity
Source: RefSeq, a predicted model, not a curated record